UAUUUUACAAGGUUGUGUAUCAUCAUAUCAUCUACAUGUGUGAUUUUUUGGUGAAUUUAGAUGACUUUCUUAUCAUGGUUUGCACGGGUUUUCACAAAGGCUGUGGUUUGCACUAGAUACGUUCCCGUCUUGUUGUAGUAGGUGUUUAUAAUUCACUGUGCAGGGGUACACCAGCAAUAGUCUCCUAUCACGUUUUAUUUUUGGACCUCAUAUCAGCUGUAUAGAUUAGCUAUUGUGGUUUGAACUGCCAGUUAUUAUGACUUUAUACAAACAGUGGUUUAGUGAAACUUAUCAAAUCUGAAAAUUCAGAAUAGAGCUAAUAGAUCAGAACAGAGCCUAUAGUUUUGGUAACAUCUUUAGCUAUUGUCUGUAUUCCUUCCAGCAAGUGGUCAUGACAUGAGGUUUUACCACAACAAAGAAAUGAUAAAUUGAGAUUGAAAAUAAAAUUCUCAUUUCUAUUACAUGCAAAUAGGUAUAUGGGGCUUACUAUUUUUUCUGUUUGCUUGUGUUCAUAACGAACCAAGAAAAUUCAGUCCGUUCUCAGAAGCACUUAUCACCCCCUUCACAUGUUCAAUGAGACGUCCAUAAUGUUUACCAUCUGCUUUCCAGGUUUCUGGAAUUUACCAGGCGAAAGCUGUUCUGAGCUUUUGAUGGAUUAAGAAGUUUUUUUUUGGGGAACGUUGGCUGGACAAUGAAGUUUGAGAUGCGAGUUCUCAGAUGCAGCAGACUGUUUAUUUUAAAAAAGAUCUUUUGGACCCGUUUUAAAGAAGAUUUUGGUUGUUGAGUUGGAUGCCUGCCGUGCCAUGGGGUUUUUUAGUCGGUGGUGUUUCCACAUGGAUGUACCCGUGACUUGCCAAGCCCAGCAGGCAAGUCCAAGCAAGCAGCCCAGGGGCCUCAAAAAAAAAAAAGCAAGCGGUCAUGAGGAUUUUGGCGGGAAAAUGAUGACGUGUGCAUCGGCUGACCAGCCAAUUAAAACGCCGCGUUCAAAAUGAACCUUCUGCUGGAAGGAAUGUGGUUAACAAAUUUUCAUAGACUAACUCUAGUAGACCACCCAGCCUGCUUCCGGGUCCGGCGCAACCGUAGAACCGGUGGAACAGUUCCACGCUAUUUUCUCCUCCCUGCCAGAGCUAUCAGAGCUCGGUGCACAGGGUCUAUACGCACCGGACCGGACCUUGCGAUUGCAAAACCCACUCUCUCCCCUCCUCUCGUCAGGCACCAAAGCUUUCCCCUUUUCGCAGCGCCGCAUCGGCUUCUCCGAGUCCGAGAUGCCGUUCCGGGGCAUCCUUGGCCUCUCCGCCGCCGUCUCCGGCCACCUCCGCCGCGGCCUCUCCACGGCCGCAUGGCACCUUCCGUGGGCGAUGAUCUACCGCACCGUGCUGGUCAAAUCUCCAUUUCCAGGCUCGUCGAUCCAGCUUGGCGUGCCCCCAUGCGCCUCCACUCUCUUCGUCCCCGAGCACCUCGUCGAUCUACGGCCCCGCCCCGACCCGGACAGCGACAUCUUGGCCCUGCAAGGCGGCAUGGCCACCGCCACGAGCGGCGAUGGCCUCCUCCUCCUCGAUUUCAGAGAUGGCAGCGCAACGGCUCCCUUCGUCACCGCACCCGACGGCAGGCGGGGGCGCAUGCUGGUCGGGCUCGACUUGGAUCCCGACGUCACGCGCUUCGUCUGCAACCCGCUCAGCGGCCAGGUGUUCCGCCUACCGGACAUCGACGGCACGAAGAAGACCUCGUCCUGCCGCAGCGUCGGCCUCCUCACCCGCUCCGCACACGGGCGAGGGCCGCCUGACAGGUACGCUGUCGCCGAGCUCAGUGAGGACCGCGACGCGGAGAAGCGGAGCUUCGUAAUGCGGCGGUUUCUCUCCCAAACUGGGGAGUGGGAGAAGCUCGUGGACUUGCCGUCCCCACUCCCGCUCCCCCGACGGAUGGACAUAUACCCCGAGGUGCUUACCUUCGCCGGACGGCUGUGGUGGGUUGAUCUGAGCUGGGGUGCCGUCUCAGCCGACCCGUUCAGUGACCGACCUGAGCUCCGCUUUAUCGAGCUUCCCAAUACCAGCGUGCAGCCGGUGCCCAAGCCCAGGACGAUGACAGAGCGUUCGGCGGCACAACAGGUACAGGGAAUGUUCCGGCGCAUGGGGGUCAGCGAGGGGAGGUUGCGCUAUGUCGAGCUGUCCCAGAAGAUGCCUUUCCUGCUCAGCUCAUUUGUCCUUGAUGAAGAAAGCAACUGCUGGACGCUGGAGAACCAGGUGGAGCUUGGCCGACUGUGUGGGGACCGUGCAGAUCCACCACCUGAGGAGCACACCCCACGUAUUGGCGUGGUCCACCCACUGAAAGCGAAUCUCAUGUGUAUCACUGUCUGUCGGCAACCGUGCUCUAGCCCUAGACAUGGAGAUGGGGAUGGCGCUCGGUGAGCCUAUAGAUGAACUGGGGUCUGUUGUCUGCAGUACAUUGCUCAGACCAUGUGUGCUCCGGAAAAGGCUUCAAUCAAGUCGGAUCCCUUGUGCAGGCAAGAAGGAAGGUUCUGGAAACAAGACUUUGGCAGAUGUUCUGGUUCGUUCAGGCAGAGACUAGGAGAGCUGAAGUCUACCAGGAAUAAUGAUUCUUCAAGCCAGCAAGUGGAUGCGGAGAAUCAAGCAAUAGUUUCUCUAUUCUCCCUCUAGGCAUGAGCCGGUACCCAUGCGCCGCCGCCCCCGGGACGUCCCUGCACGGCUGCACCCACCACAGCUCGCCGGAGAUGGAUAGUUCCAGCUCUCUCUGUCAAUUGGAUCGCAAUCUACUAGAAACCAAAUCGAUGUAGGCUUUCCCUCUUCUCCGAUGCCUUCCGCUCUGCUCGAAUUUCUUGCCGCUGCCCGCCACUUGCCUCUACGCUAGCCUCCCCUGAGUUCGCGGACAAAUCGAGUCGGAGCUUGGAAUUCGAAUCUGCAGGAAGAUGAUUACGGGCGCAUGGAGCAAAACCAUCUACAAACAACAUAGGCCUGCUACAGACAGACAGCGCGAGAUCUGCAAAGUCGAGGUGCCAUCACUGCCUGCUGUAAAGUUGGGAACUCGCGAGACAGGAGGAGGGGGAGGUGGCGAAUGGGUUACCUGGUAACCCACAACGUUAGGCACUAAUUUGCAUCAAAAUUAAGUGGGUCACCCCGAUGGGUACAUACACCAGACUGAAUAUUUUGGGUACUGGCCACUGGGUCAGUGGGUCGACCCACUAGAAUCUGCAUCCUGUCUUGUGUAUUCUUUAUUUUUUCGUCAUUGGAGCCAACAGGAGGUCAAACCAUUCAUUAAAGAUAGGCAUGUAAUUUCGAAGUGAUGUAGAAUGUCACAAGGAAUUUAGAAGUUACAACCUACAACGCUCUCUUCUUCUCUAUCAAUAGAAAUGGACAGCGUCUUGUGCCGGUUCGUUCAUAAAAGAAAAAAAGCCCUCUUGUCACAAGUGGACAUUUGGAGAGGAUAAAUACACACCUCAUGUCUCUUAAGUUUUCUAGCUCCAUAUUAGUGUUACAGUCAAAGUUACAUUUCCAGGCUGUAUAUGUUAUAUUGUUAUCUAUGCCAAUGCCAAUAUGCCAUUGGUUAGGUACUUAGGCCUGUACCCAGACUAUUGAUUGAUCACUUCCAAUGUAGCAUGCUGCUUAUUGUUCCAACCUCCAAGGAACUGAGGCAAACUCAGUUGUUGGGAGGUGCUGUCACCACUCACCACCUGGGUUUGAAAUUUGAAUUUGAGUGACUUUUUUCUUAAUGGAAAGAUACGUGUUCCCCUAGUUAUUUUCAUUUUCUCUCACAUACACUCCUACUCAUUACAGUCAUGCCAUAGUAAAUGACAGAUUGGUGCCUACGAAAUUCUCAAUUUUUGUUCAAGGAUGGGGCAUUUAAUCCAUGGCAUUUUCGAUUUUUUGAACUAGCAAACAUGAUUAAGUGCAAACCACAAGUGGUGCCAGUCAUAGUGUUCAAUGAACUGAAAGAUGCCCGGCCUUGUCAAUUUGUCAUCACGUACGGAGACACUGUCUUGCUGUUGUUUAAAACACUAUCAUCUUGUGAUCAAACCUGAGAUGAAGCUUGCUAUUUCAUAAUAAGGGUCAUUUCUGCAACCACGAUAUGGACAGACCAUGAAUAUAUUAUCUUCCACAAUCCAUUAGUAAAGUGACUAGGUGGACUGUAAAUCUAUAAUGCUUUGAUCAUUUAGUUGGUGUUGUGCUAAACCCAGAAACAGUUGUUCCCCUAUUUUACCAGUUCUCUAUUCUCUUUGUACGAUUAUUAAAACACGUCCCUAAUAUUCC
Messenger RNA from Panicum virgatum (switchgrass), 4262 nucleotides. RefSeq lists its product as uncharacterized. The record is from RefSeq and is a predicted model, not a curated record. Lineage: Eukaryota; Viridiplantae; Streptophyta; Magnoliopsida; Poales; Poaceae. The transcript has 3 exons. The coding region runs from base 1266 to 2405 and encodes 379 amino acids.